This is a messenger RNA of Sclerotinia trifoliorum, 6740 nucleotides long. Lineage: Eukaryota; Fungi; Ascomycota; Leotiomycetes; Helotiales; Sclerotiniaceae. The record is from the annotation of a GenBank genome assembly.
UUUUUUUUUGGAAUAAUGUCUAAGUACCAAUAACACUGUUUCUUUCUUGACAGAAUUUCUUAUAAUGAAUUCAUCACAGCAAUCCGCGGAUGCUGUGCGCGCCGCUAUAUCCUCGACAGCAACAUGUACUCUAGCAACGGUCACCCUCCUCAGCGACCUAUUAACUUCUAAGGCGACUACUACUCUAAAUAUACCUGGACCCUCCAAAAUAGUUUCUAGAGCGACGGCAAAACCCACGAAAAAAGGCACAGUUCGAGCUCCUGCGUCGCGGUCCAUAGUCAGUGAGGCAGACAAGGAAAACACAGACGCGAACGACAAUCUAGAGCUGCUAUCUCCCAAAGAAAAAUUCACACUGGCCACUGAAGCUAUUAAUAUCACACUGAAAACUUUGACGGAAGCAAUCAAAGUGCCAACCCAGCUCCGAAAAGCGCCAACUACUAAGGAGAAAGUAGCAGCUCCCAAAGGCCUUAGACGAUCCAGUUCAGUUCCUCAAGCACCAUUACAACCAAGAGCUUUGAACCGAGUUUCUAGUUCACCCAAUAUUUCAAAAACAAGAGAGAGAUCCGCAUCCACAGCGUCAACAUGUGCGCCUGGAGUUCGAGCAAUUGCGGAAUGCGCCAGAGCUGCUUUUUGUGUUGAGAGGAUUUCAGCUCGCGAAUGUGGCAGGUCUUACUAUGCCACAUUUACAGCUCGAGAAUGGGAUGUCUGUACUGAUUGGAAAGCUAUUGGCACUGGGCUUGGAAGAUUUGGCUACUAAAGAGCUAAGAAUCUUAAAAAGACGGCUGGACAUCGAAAUUGGAGGGAAAAGUGCGCCAGUAGCAAAAGACACGGCGACCAUUGUAGCACCGCAAACAUUAGCUGAACUUUUGGACUUUGGAAAGAUCUUGGUAACCGGCGCGAAAUUAGGUCUGAUAAUCACAACCCAGUUACAGGUAUUAAGGCUUAUGAUCGCUUCGCGUAAACCUAAAUCCAUUGGAGCUACUCUGCCAUUUCUACGGCCCGGAUACGCCUCCUCGCCCGUGAAACUCCUUUUAAGAGUUGCCGAGGAUCCAGCUCAAGUAAACAAAACUGCUCGUCAACUUCAGACCCUGUCCGAUAUGCUUCUAUCCAUGAGCCCAAGCGUCUCAGCCUCGGAAGAUGCCACCGCACUAGAUUGCAAAGUUAGCAUAACACCACAUGCGGCGUUCGUGUUACAAGCAUUAGCUCUUGACGUGCGGUUGUCAUGGUGGAAACUCGCGAAUCAUGUAGGAAACGUUGAAAAAGAUAUUUUUGAUCCUUUCCUUCGUUGUGUUCAAGCUUAUGCUCGGCGGAGUCAAAAUGAGGCUUCUAAGGUUUAUACAACAUGUUCUAAUGCAUAUUCGCAUCUCAAAAAAGCAUCACUGAAAUACGAGACUACUGGUCUCAAGUCAGCGCCAGCUUUGAUGGGUAUAUACCGUUUGUUCGGAUCGCUGUCGAAAGAAGCCAAUGCCAUUGACGAAGCUAUGGGAUGGGUUGAAAUGGCACGAAGUCUUCUUGAUUCUAGAGGCGACUCGAAUGCUAGAUAUAGUGCUCUCACGGCACGUCUAGUUUCUCUGAGUCUGCGAGAUCCACAACACAAGCAGACGGAAAAGCUUUUGACCGAGCUGUUGGAUGUGCUAGAGCGACCGUUUAAAGGGGAGGCGUCCGAGAUUGAGGAAUUAUUAAUAGAAGUCUCCUCCACACGGAGAGCUGCUAUUACAGCUGUUUCGAAUCCCGUGCCUGAGGUAUCAUCCAACACCAAUGGCAGCCUCUCAGUCGAAGUCCGCCGAAUGUGUGAAUCUCUCGUUUCCUUAUGCCCGCGACUCUCACUUCGAUAUAUCGGUAGGAAGCCGGAUGAAAAUGCUACGAGCAAGGACGUUGUGCGAUUCGAACAGCGUAGGAAAUUCAUUACCAAGUCCUCCGUCUAUGCCAUUGAUUCCACAUUAUUCUUAGUGAAACUACUUCUCAAACAGGAAGCAUCACCAUGGGAACAUAUAGACUCUUUGCUGCAAGAUUGCCUUACAUUACUCGACCGGCUAGAACUCAGUUCUAUUGAAGCCGAAAACUUCGAUGCGAAACAGUAUUAUAUCAAAAUUUCUAACCUUUACUUCACGUACUUUCUUGAAAUACGUCGCAAUACCGACCUUGGAAACGAUAAUCCACAGGCACGAGUGGUACUCCGAAGGUCAAUUGACUGUCUUAAAUCGAGAUCACUUUCGGACAGGAAAGCAGGCCUUAUAUCUAUGAAAUUAGAACGAAUGGCGGAUCUUUCUAAAAUUACGGGCCGGUUUGAUGAACUCUUCGAAGCUCUUGUCAUGUUACGAGAUGAGAUGGUAGAGAACGGUGUCUUAUCCAAGGUUGUUGAAGGUGCCAGAAAUCUAUCAAUCCGAAAGGCUUGGGAAUGUAGUGAAGAUGCCUCGGUUCUUGCUCGAACUAUACAGUCUCUAGUAAAGGUAUAUCUCAACCAUCCAGAAGUUUCUGCCGAGCCUUGGCUUUUCGCUAUUUCUUGGACGGAUGAGCAAAAAGGUGCUGUUCUUGAGCAUCAAUUGGACAUACUGGCUGGCCUAACCAAUCCUACUUCUAUUGCUGUGGAUUUGAAACGCAAAGUCUUUGAUAACCUCCUCUCUUUGUACGACUUAAACCAAUAUCCCGUUCGUAGACUACGAGCAAUGACCAUAUUUCAACAUUCGCAUGAUAAACAAACAGAAAGUUCUAUGCUCGAUACGCUCGGAGCGCUUAUGACCAAGUCUAUCGAUUUCGAAACAUCUCAGGAUUCUGGUUUAGCAGGUUACGUGAGGCACUGGGUGGCUAUGGCAAUGAGUAUAAUUGAACUUCAAAAGGAUGAAAUCAGCAUCAAAGUUCUGAACAACUGCAUCGUAAACUGGCGAAAAAUUCGUUCUGUUGUUAAAAACGUCGCGGCUAUGCAGCUUCACAUUGAAAACAUUCCGCAGCUCUUGCUUCACUUACAAUCACUUGCCAAUUUCAUGGAAAUGAGAGGUCUUGAAACUGACAAGCUUGUCAUUCUUCGACUCAUUGCUGAUUACAACGAGCUCUAUUGUGAAGUAUCUGGUCACAACGACAUUGUGUCAACCUACAGUGCCUUAGGUCUCUCAUGGCUCCAACUUGGAUAUUCUGGAAAAGCUGGCUUAGCAUUAGACAAAGCCCAAAGCUUUAGCUUGCGCAGCGAUCUUGGCGCCAAAACGGACCUUCACAUUGCGUACUCUCAAUAUAUGUUAGCACUUGGAAAUCUUGAAAAAUGGUAUGUCUAUAAAUCUUUAUCCUCCAGAUCCUACUAACACGUGAUAGUCAAUUUCAUUUAGAAUGUGCUGAAGGAGCCUUCAUUCUGGAGCGAAAAGAGAUAGAAGAAGAUAAAGCACCUCUCAGUCUCCAAGAAAAGACUCGACUGAACUGUGUGGUUGCGAAAGCUUCUCUGAUACGAUCAAUGCUUGCAAUUGAACAGGGAGGUUCCGAAUCUGCUCUUAUUCAUGCUAAGCAAAGCGUUAGGUUGCUUAGACGCGCCUGGGCUACCACCGAAGCAAUCCUCCAAAAAAAGAAACUAGCGGCGGCGCGCAAAGAGGAUUCGGAAAAGGUAGCACAUGAACUGUCCCUGCUAGACGUUUCUACAAACAAAAUAGCCGAUCAUCCUCAUCCACAAGAUAGCCCAUCAGGAAUUGGAUUUUGGCCACUAGUCAGCCCUCUUUUUCAGGGGUUGGUCCAUUUAUCCAAUUUAUACGCCCAUCAUGGAUUAUUCCAGGAGACAUUGCAUUAUGCGGAGCAAGCCCAUGAACUCAUUAAAGCAUUCAAUUUUGAUGGGCAGACUGCAAUAGCUUUAGCAACACUUGGAAGCAUUUGGACUAAAGCCGGGGAUCUUGACAAGGGCACUGAUUACCUUAUGGACGCCGAGAAAUACUAUAAGAAUGGUAUCAAGGGCAAAAGCUCGGUGACUGUUGCAUGUCAAGUAGGCCGUCUCCGCGGAAUGCUUGGAGAUCGUAAAGCUGAAAUCGCAUGCUUGGAAGAAGCAAAUCAAACUCUCAAAACUCUUACAGACCCUACAUUUCUUGCAGCUCUGGAAUCAGGUAAUACUGGCUCAGAGCAGGUCCCUGAUACACUGAAAAGCGGAAUGCAAACGCUUGAAACAUCGAAGCGAAAAGCGCCAGUCGCCAGGAAAACCACCGUUAGAAAAAAAGAGCCAGUACCCCGAAAACUUGUCAUUCGUUCCAAGACUCCAACUCCAAUUGAAUCAUCCGUCAGCACAGAGUGUCCUCAAUUAGACUCUUUACGAGCAAAUAUUCUGUGGCAAUUAGCUGACGCUUUAAUGAGUGUGAAAAGAAGGAAUGAAGCCCAAGUUUUCUUGGAGGAGGCCAGCAAAUGCUCUAACAGCCAGUUGGAUGAGGUAAAUAAAGGCCUCUCGGAAGCUAGAUGCUUGCUUGUGCGCUGCAUGGAGCAAAUGGCCUCCGAUCCAGUAUAUUCUGUGCUUCAAGAUUCAACGCUCUCUUUUCCAUCAGUCGUCGGAACUCUAAAAGGAAGCAAGGGUCAUGUCGAAAAACCAAAUUCUGCACAUCAAUCAUCGCCAAGAAAAACUCAAGCGUCGAAAAGCGGUCGUAGAGCAAAGAGCCCACCUCCGGAUAGUCUUUUUGACAAGUUGCACCGAGCUCAAGAAAUUCUGGUCGAAACUUAUCCAGCUGCAUUUCUCGUUGCUCCAAUUUCUGUCAUGCACAAGAUAACGUCUCUUUUAAAUAAUGUUUCUAUUCUGUUGUCUGCUGCAGGGCCCAUCAAAGGAAGAUCUCAACCUGGCCUUGCAAGUUGCUCCAUUGAUUCUGCACGAACUCUAGCAUUCCGCAGAGAGCGCAAAGUUAUUUUACAGGAGACUUGUAUCCCCGAACUGGAUGAUCUUCGAUGGCCUGAUUGUGGAGCUAUGUCACGACGAUCAAGUCUUGGGGCUUCAUUGUCAUUCUGCGACAUCCCAAAAUUUCAGAAAGAAUAUAUAGAUAUCCUACCAAAAACAUGGACUGCCUUUUCAAUAUCUUUGAGCGAGAAUCGUCAAGAACUUUCUAUUACCAAAUUACAAACUGGCCAUGGUCCGUUUGUUCUCCGUCUACCUCUGGGUCGAAACAAUUCUAUGGAUGCGGAUGAAGAAGUGUUUGGUUUUGAGCAAGGGAAAUGCGAGCUUUUGGAUAUUAUUGAUUCUGCGAAGGCUAACUCACAAAGUGGUCCUAGCAGAACGGGUCGUGAAGCUAAGCUUGCUUGGUGGGCAGAGCGUGAAGAAUUAGACUCUCGCCUUAAGGAUUUACUAGAGAACAUUGAGAAAGUAUGGUUGGGAGGGUUUGCAGGAAUAUUUUCCCAAUACACCAGAAAAUCAGAUCUACUUGCUCGCUUCCAGAAAUCCUUCGAAAAUGUACUCGACAAGCAUCUCCCUUCCCGACGAAAGAGUAAGAGAAAUUCUGGACCUCGUGUCACUUUGGACAGCAGAAUUCUGGAAUUAUUUGUCGGUCUCGGAGAUCCGACAGCGGAUGAUUGCGACUUUUCAGAGCAAUUGACCGAUCUUUUGUAUUUCGUGGUUGACGUUCUGCAAUUCCAUGGAGAAUUGAAUGCGUAUGCAGAAAUUGAUUUUGAUUCAAUCGUCAUUGAAAUCCAUGAUGCUCUUCGUUGCUAUUAUGAAGCUGCUCACAGUUCGAUUCAGGGUGAAGAAGGAAAGCAUACUAUCCUAAUAUUAGACAAAGCCCUUCAUAUCUUCCCAUGGGAAUCACUACCCUGUAUGGAAGGCCUAGCAGUCUCGCGUUUACCAUCGCUUGGCUGUCUUCGAGACCGGAUCUCCAAACAACAAAAAACAGAAAGUGAAGGUCCAGAGGGUCAUUACAUCGAUCGCAAUAAUGGCGCCUAUAUCCUGAAUCCAGAAGGGGAUCUCAAAAAUACUCAAGCCACCUUCCAAGCUCCCCUCGAAGCACUUCCCUCCUGGUCUGGCAUCACCAACCGUGCACCGUCUGAAGAAGAGAUUAAAUACGAACUUCAAAAUAAGGACGUCUUCUUGUAUUUUGGUCAUGGAAGCGGAGGACAAUUCAUUCGUUCAAAAGAAAUCCGCAAGAUGGAAAAAUGUGCAGUGGCGAUAUUGAUGGGCUGUAGUAGUGGUGCGCUCACUGACUAUGGAGAGUUUGAGUUGGGGGGACAGCCGGUGCAUUAUAUGCAUGCGGGGAGUGCAGCAUUAGUCGCGACGUUGUGGGAUGUCACGGAUAGGGAUAUUGAUCGGUUUGCGGGAAAGAUGUUGGAGGGGUGGGGUUUAUUUGGGGGUGAGGGUGAGAAAGCAGAAGGAAAGGAGAAGAAAGAAGGGAAGGGUAGAGGAAGAGGAAAGAAAGCUAAAGCAGAGAGGGAUGAAGAGCAUGGGGGAAAAUUAUCUUUGGUUGAGGCCGUGGCAAAGGCAAAAGGUGCUUGUAAAUUGAAGUAUCUUAAUGCGGCCGCGGUUUGUGUUUAUGGUAUUCCGGUUUAUAUCAGAGAUUAGUGUUGGGUGGUGGUUGGGUACAUAUAUAGGAAAGCGAAGAAGAGAGUAUGAAUAGGCUGGGACGAAAAUCGGUUUUUGAUGAGUGGCGUAUGGAUAUUAUAGGUGUAUUGUCUUUAUGGUAUGAUUAUGGCUAUGGUCAUAGUUAUGGUUAUGAUUAUGUUUAAAGAACGAGUAUGGAUGGCGAAUAUCCCCUUUUAGUGAUACUUUUCUUUAGUUAUAUUCCCAAUGAAGCAUUUACAUGAUUAACGAA